AGGACGAGGAAGGAGUGGCACAGAAACAAAAGUGAAACAAAAAUUGCAAGUUGCUGUCACGGACAGUCAGAUGAAGGAAAGCUCUUCUUUUCACUUUCUUUGAUAAAAUGGAUGAAUACCCACAUCCUUUAUUUUUUGAAGCCAGGGAUCUGAGCAAGAAAGAAAAAGGAAAGAUCCACCUAUAUUUUCAAAAAAAAAGGGAUUCAGGAGGAGGUGACUGUAACGAGAUACAGAAGAUUGGAGACAAUACGUAUAAAAUCUGUUUCAGGGCAAAAGAAGAUCGGGAAAGGGUUUUGCAAAGAAAGUCUCACACCAUCUGUCUUCCUGAUGGAGAACUGCAUCUGACUGUGAGCUUAAGCAGCUCCCAACAGGCUUCAGAUCAUCCAUCAACAAGUCAUGGUCAGACAUUCACCAAAGCAAACACAAAAGAACUUGAGAAAAUUUUCCAACUUGAGACCUUCCUCCUGUUUUACCUGAGAGAUUGCCCCCAAGCGUUGAAGUUUUUACAGAAGCAGCUCUCUACUAUUGACUGCAGUGUGACGCUAGAUUUUGAAUCAGAGGAGGCAGUGGUGAAAGGAGAUGUUGCAAAGGGACCAGGAGGAGCUGAAAAAUGGGAGCAUCAGGUUGAUAAGAUAUUCAUUGAUCUCACUGAGAAAUAUACGUGCCAUCAUGUGUUUGAACCUAAACUAAUCAAGAAGGUCCUGCAGGACCUUUCCCAUGAGACUGAUGAUAUACAAGUGUACUAUGAGAAAGGUUAUGUUGUGGUGGUGGGAGAGACUGAUGAAGUGAAAGAGAAGGUUUCAGUUUUAGAGAAGGCCCUUUCAACCACCAUGGAGCUACCAAUCAUGGAGAAACACCUCCAACUGAUAGAAGAAGAGCUCAAAAGAGAAAUGCAAGCUGAUUCUCCAGAAGUUAAAAUCACUACAGGUGCCAACGUGGUAAUCUUGGAAGGUCCUAAUGAGAAAGUAAAGUCAGGAGCUGCAAAGCUGGAUGAAAUGGUCAAAAAGAUAAAGGAGAAGAGACUUCAGCUCCCUUUAUGUCUGUCUGCCUUCAUGAAAACCAGCAAUGCCAUCUCCAAGUACAAAGCUCGAUUUAAGCAGAGUUUUAGAAGUCCUGUAUCCCUGGAGCUGGAUUCUGACCUGCGUCUGUCCAGUCUGUCCUCUGUUUCCCUUGAGGAGGCAGAGGCAGCACUUCUCAGAGAGAUCGCUGUGAUCAAUGUUCAGCUGCCGGCAGCUGCCACUGUGACUCCAGAGCUGAAAAAAGUCUUUAACAAGGCCAAAGAUGAGGCCAACUCUGUGGAGCUCAGAGUGGAGGUCAGCUCCAUCCCAGGUGUCGACAAAAACACAGUGCAGCUAGUUGGCUACAGACAAGAAGUGAUCAAACUUAAAGGGUUACUUGAUGAAUAUCAGUUGAAUCAAGCUCCAACUCAGGAGACCCUGAAACUGCCAGAUCCAACUCUGGUGGACUGCUUUGAGGAAAUUUUGAACAGGAUUGGAGUGAAAAUAACCAGUGUCACAUUAGAGACCUCACACGUCCCAUAUCCAUGUGUGGUUCUGUCUGGUCCCCGGGGGCAAGUCAAGGAUCAACAUCAGGUUCUCCAGUCUGUUUUAGCCAACCUUACAGUAGACUCUUUAGUUUUAAAUGGGCCAGGGGCUCUGCGUUAUUUCCAGGGAGAUGGAAAAGUUAGCAAAAAUUUGGUUGAGAAUUCCAAUGAGGUCCUUAUCAGGACGCAGCAAGAAGUGGGCUCCCCAAAUGUAAACACCCAACAGCUAGGCAGCAGCAGCACUACAAAUGUGACAUCACACAGACCAUCCCAUAACAGACAGAGCAGGAGCUUCGUUGGAAGUCCCACAGCCAACAAAAUAAAUCUAAGGAUCAGGCUUUGCUGUCUGGAGGAUGAACAGGUGAAUGUCAUUGUGGCUCCCAUGGUUGCGAAUCAGCUGACGUCAAAUAAUAUCAGUAAAUCCCUGCUUAGAAAAGCGGGCAGCACGCUUCAAUCUCAGUUCUCAGCAGCAGCAACCUCUGUUCUCCACCCUGGAGACGUUCUUCAGGUUCCUGGACCUCCAUCUCUGGGAUGCUCCAAGAUCUUCUUCAUAGAGUGCUUGCCUUGGGAUGGAGUUGGAGGACAAAGUGUACAGGCUCUAAGCAAAGGGCUGCAGAAGUGUUUUGACCUCUGUGUACAGCAAGGAUAUGGCUCAGUUGCCAUACCAAUAAUUGGACAUGGAAUUGUUCUAAAGUACCCUCAAAUAGAAGCUAUUAAAGUGCUGACAGAGAAGAUUAACGAGUUUGGAUUAUCUGCAACUUCAGGAUCUCUCUACAGCAUCAACAUUGUGAUCCAUCCUGAUUAUCGUGACUCUGAUAAGGCUUACCAUGAGGUGCACAAAAAGCUCUGCUCAAGUAUGAAUCAUGCAGGUGAAGCAAUAUUCAAGUCCCUCACCAGUGACCUUGAUGAAUUCAUCAUGGCUUUGGGAGGAAAGGUUCAACUGCACCUUGUGUUUGGGGACAUCACCAACGAAACUACAGACGUUGUGGUGAACACAACAGACUUCACCAAUUUUCACAAUGAGGGGGUGUGCAAAGACAUCCUAACAGUGGCUGGACCGCAGGUGGAGGCAGAACUGAAAGCAGCCAAAGUGAACUGUGGAGACAUUUUUGUGACCCAGUCUGGGCUCUUCCCUUGUAAAGCGUUUUUUCAUGUUUGUGGUGAAAAAGAUUCAAAUCUCAUUGAGAAACUUGUAGGCAACAUCAUAAAUCAAUGUGAGAACUCUGGGUUUGAAUCUGUGGCCAUUCCUGCAAUCUGUGCUGGGGCUGGAGGGUUGGACCCUGGUGUUGUAGCAGGUGCAGUCCUCCGUGGAAUCAAAACUGCAACGUCAUCCAGGAAUCUUAGCAAACUCACCUGCAUCCAUCUUGUCCUGAUUAGGAUGAAGGUUUUCCUAGUGUUCAAAGAGGAAGCAACACAGAUGUUUUCCUCUGUUAUUAAGAGAGCUGUGUCAGCACCUUUGAUGCAUCAAGUACAACCUCAAUCACCUCCUCAGUUCAAAGAUUUGAAACUUACUUUCAAAAGUUCAGGAAGUCAGCAGUCCACCUUCAAGUUCAUUGGUCUUGGUAGAGAUAAAGUUGAUGCUGCCAUGAAAAAUCUAAAGAGCCUGUAUGAGGCUCAGUGUUCCACUCAAACCAUCAGCAAAGAAGACAUGAAGGUCCUCACCCAGGAAGACAUUACGGCCUUUAAGCAGCUGGUUGAGUCUGAGGGUCUAUUUAUGAAGGAGGACCCAUCAGGUGGCCUAACAGUGACUGGACUGAAAGAUGGAGUCAACCAGUUGAUGUUGAUGAUUCAGUCCUGUCUGCAAGGCAGAUUGAGAAUAAAGGUGAGAGUCACAGAGGAGGAAGAUUUGUAUAAUCGCAUAAUGUGGUGCAUCUUGGACCAAAACGGCAUCUGGCAAAGACUUCCAAAAGUAGCGAACUACGAUCUGGAAAAGAAGGAUAUAGCAGAAGGAAUAGUGGAUGCACAGAAUGUCACAUGGCAAGUAAAUCUGCAGGAGAUGACAGCAACUGCAACUGGUCAGAAGACCAAACUGAAGCGUCUUGAAAAUCGAAUGGACUUUAGCUUUCCUCUAUACUGGGAUAGCAUGACUGCAAAUGAGUCCAUUACAGCGGUUCCACUAAAGCAAUCCUCUGCAGAGUACAAGGUUGUGAAGGAGGCUUUUAAAAGGACUGCAAAACAGACUGUAAAAAAGAUCGAGCGCUUACAGAACAUUCAUCUGCGACGGGCCUAUGAAGCACAAAAGAAACACAUAGCCCAUAAGAAUGCAAAGCUUGGAGGAGCAGGGGAAAAGACUCUUUUUCACGGGACAACACAUGAAAACUGUGACUCCAUCAUGAAAACUGGGUUCAACAGGCGCUUCGCAGGACAAAAUGCAACGGCAUAUGGGGAAGGAACCUACUUUGCUGUAAAUGCCUCCUACUCAGCACAAAGCACUUACUCCAAGCCAGGUGCUGACGGUUCUCAGCUGAUGUUUGCAGCUCUGGUGCUGACUGGCGUCUACGAUCAGGGCCAAAGUGGCAUAAAGGUGCCUCCACCACGCAAUGCUCAACAACCCCAUGAACGUUAUGACAGCGUGGUGGACAAUCUGAGCAAUCCUAACAUGUAUGUUGUGUUCCAUGAUGACCAAGCCUAUCCAGAUUAUCUCAUCACCUUCAAGUAAGAGUUGAUCAAUUUUUUUUUCUUUUAACUAUUUGCAAAACAAAUUAGAAAAUGUCUUUUAUUAAGAUUAAAAUAUACUCAUAAAUAAUACAAAUAAUUUUGUGAAAAAAACUAAAAAAUAUAAGCUUUUACCUUUCAACCAAUUCAAAAGAUUUUUUUUGUAAAAUCUUGCUUUUUUUCCUUUUGAUCACUAUUGAUUGUUUUCAUUGUAUGUGUUUAUUUCUUGUUAUUCUGAAAAAAUAAUGUUUGUAUAAAUUAAAGUUUGGACUUCAUUGAAAAAAGGGUUUUCAACUCCAUAAGUUGUUAAACUUCUUCCAAAGCCCUUUUUGAACUUUGCAUAUUGGGAUUUAUUAAACUUCUUUUUGUAAAGCUUGAUUUGUAUUUUGUCAUUUCGAAAUAAAAAAAAAAAA
Oryzias latipes (Japanese medaka) is the source of this 4611-nucleotide messenger RNA. Its product is annotated as protein mono-ADP-ribosyltransferase PARP14. Gene Ontology annotation, molecular function: transcription corepressor activity; NAD+ poly-ADP-ribosyltransferase activity. Gene Ontology annotation, cellular component: cytoplasm; nucleus. NCBI's taxonomy places the organism in Eukaryota, Metazoa, Chordata, Actinopteri, Beloniformes, Adrianichthyidae. Gene Ontology annotation, biological process: negative regulation of gene expression; protein poly-ADP-ribosylation. The record is from RefSeq and is a predicted model, not a curated record.